AUGAUAUUUAUCGCGUUCAUAUUUCUGAUAAAUAUAACGUUCUCCCAUAGCCUAACGUGCAAUGAAAUUUUAGUGCUGCCCGCUGAAACCAAAUUAACAAUAAAAGAGUUACAAACGAUUCAACCGAAAGAUAUGGUUCAGUGCUUGGCCUACUUGGGAAAGGAGCAGUUGCCGAAACCGGAAGCCGAGUUCAUAUGGCAAUCAAUCGUUGCAUUUUACAGUGGCAUCGCCAAUAUUCCUGAUAGCGUGCUCAUACUUCUACACUGGAUUACCACAGCGGUCACCCCGGAUGACUACGCAAACAUUACCUUUAGUAAUAUUGAUGUUAUACAGAAUUUCGGUUUGAAUUAUAACUUGGAUGCUCAGCAGCUUAUGGCUAUAGCUGAUCGGGUUCGGGAAGACUUCGCAGGAAAAGAACCUGAGGAUUACACGUAUUAUGACUUGACGGCGAUGAGACAAAUAUUAUGCGCGUUUAAUAGAAGUGAUAUAGAGAGGAUACAUCCGUCUGCUUUCAGGGAAGCAGCUAUAAUUAUUGGCAAGCUGGAGAAUUGCAGCCCUGAAGUGAUGGCAGGGUUUGCCACAUUGGCAAUCCAAAAGAAUGCCUUCGGCUCCCCGUCGACAUGGUCGGAGUAUACUAAGAAAGUGUUAGGAAAGAUCAUAGAGUUUAUGCCAGCAGAGAUUUCAAAGAAAUAUACAUCUAACUUAUAA
Achroia grisella is the source of this 708-nucleotide messenger RNA. RefSeq lists its product as uncharacterized. The coding region runs from base 1 to 708 and encodes 235 amino acids. The transcript has a single exon. The record is from RefSeq and is a predicted model, not a curated record. Gene Ontology annotation, cellular component: cell surface. Gene Ontology annotation, biological process: cell-matrix adhesion. NCBI's taxonomy places the organism in Eukaryota, Metazoa, Arthropoda, Insecta, Lepidoptera, Pyralidae.